AUUCGCCUGAGGAAAGAGGAGAGGGAAGUACUGAAUGAAAUCGAGGAGAAAGAUCAGUAUGAGAAUCAAAAGACAGGAACUAGGAAUUAUUUUGCUUGCUUUCAGUGUCGAAAGACUUUCAGUCAACAAGGAAAACUUAAUAGGCACAUGCAAAUUCACAAUAGAGAGAAGCCUAACAGAUCCGCUCAGUGUGAAGAGAGUUUCAAUCAUAAUGGAAACCUUGAUGUCCACAGCCUUUUUAACUGCCAACAGUGUGGAAACAGUUUCACUCAUAAAGGAAGCCUUAACAAGCACAUGAGAGUUCACAGUGGAGACGAGCCUUACACAUGUAAUCAGUGUGGAAAGAAUUUCAGUUUUCGUGGAAACCUUAAAGUCCACAUGAGAAUUCACACUGGAGAGAAGCCUUACAUCUGCAAACAGUGUGGAAAGAGUUUCAGUCAACAUGUAAAUCUUGAAUCUCACACGAGAAUUCACACUGGAGAGAAGCCUUUUACCUGUAAACACUGUGGAAAAAGUUUCAGUCAACUUGGAACUCUUAAUUACCAUAUGAAAGUUCACACUGAAAAGAAACCCUUCACCUGCCAUAACGUCCACAGGCGAAUUCACACUAUGGAGAAAUUUUUUUACCUGCCAACAGUGUGGAAACAGUUUUACUCAUAAAGGAAGUCUUAACAGGCACAUGAGAACUCAUACCAAGGAGAAGCCUUACAUAUGCCCUCAGUGUGGAAAGAGUUGAUGAGAAUUCACCCUAAAGAGAGGUUUUAACCAAAAAGGUAACCUUAGGUAUCACAUAAAGAUUUACUCAAGAGGGACCUGUUUCAAUGUCACCAGUGUGGAAUGGGUUUUACAGACAAGAAAAGCUCAAGAAAAUAAAUAAUUCCGGAACAUUGUAAAGAAACCUGUCAUGUGCCAUCACUGUGGAAAGAUUUCCAGAAACAAAGCAAAUCUUGAGUUUUACAUAAGCUGUAUGAUGCCAUACCCAUCUUCCAUGAAGCUGCAUUGUGCAACAUUGAGAUUGUCACCUAAUUUUAUUCAAUCAACACUGAACUGAUUCUAAUAGAAUAACUACAUUACUGUUUUGUAGAACUGUUUACAUCUAAACUAAUGUCUAAAUAAACUUCACAGUAGUGGCAUUUCCAAUACAGAUUUAUGCAAAACUUUAGCAACAUUUUAUAAAUGUUGUCAAAAAAGUAUUAUGAAAUGACGCAAUUUCCAGUAACCAGUGUUAUGCGACUAAAACACAUCUUUUGCCUUUUGCAAUAAGUCAUAGCAAUGGAAUUUGAGUACAUUUAUUAGGAAGUGUAUUAGGUUUUUUUUUUUUUAUGGAAGCAGCACAGAGAGCUGCUACAGAAACCUACGUCCAUGGCGCAGUUGGAAUAAGCCCAAGCAUUGACUAGAGUGGCCACAAUCAGCUUCAGUGGCCGUAUCAAAGCCACUACAGAUGUGUCCAGUGUAAAUUGUCUAAGCAUUGAUCGUAGGGAAAGACCUUUAUACUGGAGCUCAGCCAUG
This is a messenger RNA of Carassius auratus (goldfish), 1509 nucleotides long. Its product is annotated as gastrula zinc finger protein XlCGF49.1-like. The transcript is spliced from 2 exons. Gene Ontology annotation, biological process: regulation of transcription by RNA polymerase II. Lineage: Eukaryota; Metazoa; Chordata; Actinopteri; Cypriniformes; Cyprinidae. Gene Ontology annotation, cellular component: chromatin; PcG protein complex; transcription regulator complex. Gene Ontology annotation, molecular function: RNA polymerase II cis-regulatory region sequence-specific DNA binding; DNA-binding transcription factor activity, RNA polymerase II-specific. Bases 148 to 660 code for a protein of 170 amino acids. The record is from RefSeq and is a predicted model, not a curated record.